AGAUGUUGGAGACUUUGGAGCGCAUGGCCAUCUCAUACACGGUGACUGUCUGGCCUGAAACCUUCCCCGCCGGACUAGAUCGAGUCGUAGAAUUUGUCGCCAAUGAGCGAGCCACAGGACGUGUCUUACCUUGAGGGUAUGUAUGUAUGGAUGUAUGUAUGUAUGUAUCGGGUAUUCGGUAUUGUAUGGUGUAUGGUGUAUGGUGUACGAUGUAUGCUACAGUACCACCAUACUACUUCCCACCCCCCAACUUUUGAGCGGGAUACAUACGGAGUACGGAGUACUCCUCAGUAUCAUCUAGAUUCUAGGCAUCGCAAAUGCAGUCACAAUCAACGGAAUACGCUUCAUCCACCUGAACCACAUCCAUCCGUCCGUCCUCCGUUACUUCCUCGUCAUCCACUUGAUCCCCGUGGCUAUGGCCGUGGCAACAGGCUCCGCACCAGGCAGGUAGUGUAGCGUACAGAGAGAGUAAAAGUACCAAAUUCCUACUCUUCCGAUCUCUCGCAUCCCUGCCACUAACACCGGCUACCUAUAUACCGGUCCCGGUCUGAUCUGGAUCCCUCCACCCACCACUCUCACCUUGGUCCAU
Molecule: messenger RNA, 589 nt
Organism: Aspergillus sclerotioniger CBS 115572
Lineage: Eukaryota; Fungi; Ascomycota; Eurotiomycetes; Eurotiales; Aspergillaceae
Exons: 2
Coding region: 103-456 (117 amino acids)
Source: RefSeq, a predicted model, not a curated record